CCUCGUGUCGCGCAGUAUCGCCGCGGCAUCGCACCGUGAGGUCGCGUCAUGACAGCCUCGAGAGAGUACCGUGAGAAACUUAUCGACGAGGUUAAGAAAUACCCAGUGUUGUACGACACACGACACGAGAAUCACAGAGAUAUAGACGUCAGGGAUCGCUGUUGGACUGAGAUAUCAAAGCGACUGGGCGCUAAUUGUGAAAUUUUAAAACGGGAAUGGAAAAUAUUGCGGGACUCUUUGCGGCAGGCGCUCAAGAAGUCUAGAAAAGGGACGAGGACUAAAGCUGGUCUGCCGUGCAAGAAAUGGCGCUUCCAGAAUCGGAUGUCAUUUGUAUUACCACAUAUGAUGAUACGAGAGGACAACAGAACAGCGAUAGAAGAUAGUAAAAUCGAUGAUAUGGAGAUGCAAUCCGAAGCUGAACAGGAGUUAUGGGAGCCUAGUACAUCAGACAACGACUCCUUAGAUUUAUUCUUUGCCAGCGUCUGUCAGAGUACAAAACGUUUGCCCACAAAAUACCAGAACCAGAUAAAAAAGCAAGUUUUAGAUAUACUACUACGUGUUGAAGAGGAACAUGAUAAUGAAUCUAGUUUAAUACAAGAAACUAAAACAGAACGUUUGGGACAUACAUGACGAAAAUAAUCCGAGUUUAACAUAGUUCAAGUUCGUGUACAAGAGUGACAUACUGUACUGACUUUCAUUUGGCGAGGUCUUGACACAUUUUUUCUAGAUCCGUUAAAAACUGCUACGCUAAGGCGGACUUAAUAGACAAUUAGAAUACAACUAAAGGAGUGUUUACACUGCACUUGUUUUUAUUCAUCAUCAGCUCACUAUAUGUCCCCACUGAGGGGCUCGGAGCCUACC
Molecule: messenger RNA, 861 nt
Organism: Papilio xuthus (Asian swallowtail)
Lineage: Eukaryota; Metazoa; Arthropoda; Insecta; Lepidoptera; Papilionidae
Product: transcription factor Adf-1
Exons: 3
Coding region: 49-630 (193 amino acids)
Biological process (GO): regulation of transcription by RNA polymerase II
Cellular component (GO): transcription regulator complex; nucleus
Molecular function (GO): DNA binding
Source: RefSeq, a predicted model, not a curated record